This is a messenger RNA of Thyridium curvatum, 936 nucleotides long. RefSeq lists its product as uncharacterized. The coding region runs from base 1 to 936 and encodes 311 amino acids. The transcript is spliced from 2 exons. NCBI's taxonomy places the organism in Eukaryota, Fungi, Ascomycota, Sordariomycetes, Thyridiales, Thyridiaceae. Gene Ontology annotation, molecular function: DNA-binding transcription factor activity, RNA polymerase II-specific; RNA polymerase II cis-regulatory region sequence-specific DNA binding. Gene Ontology annotation, biological process: regulation of transcription by RNA polymerase II. The record is from RefSeq and is a predicted model, not a curated record. Gene Ontology annotation, cellular component: PcG protein complex; transcription regulator complex.
AUGGCAACCCUGUUGUCGAACCCGUAUACGGCCCAGCCCAGUGCAUCAUAUGGAUAUAUGAGCCAACCACAAGGCCCUCCCUCACCUCCCAUCGAUGAGACCUCCAAAUGCUCUCUGCCUUCCAUCUCGAACCUGCUCGGACUUGCCGACCAGGGCUCUCCUACCUCGGAAACAUCACCACAGUCACAGCAGCAGCAGCAGCAACAACAACAACAACCUCCUUCAAGGCCGGAAACCAGGCCCAACUCAUCUCACUAUGGCGCCAUCAUCCGCAGCGGUGCUCUGCCGCCAACUCCUCCCAUGACGGCGGAGGCUUCCUUCGAGGGCUAUCACUCUCCCUCAACAAAGUCCGUCAGCCAGCUCUCGGUCGCCUCCAACUACUACUUCGAGUCGACGCCGCCUCUGAGCCACGUCGACGCCGAGGCUCACCGCCAGCACAUGACAUCUGCCGCCGUCCCCCGUGUCUCCGUACAGCCAACCUAUGGGCCCUCUUCGUUUGCUGCGGCACCUUCCUACAUGCCGCAGCCGGCGAUGCCUUCGUACUACCCCACGAUGCAGCCGACGCCGCCGCCCCAGCAGCAGAUCUCCGGGCUCUACUACCAGCGCCCUCUGCCCCAGACCUUCCCUCCCCUCCCGGUCUCGGUGGCCCUCGGACCCUCGGGGGGGCCGAACCCGUGGCAACACCACCACUACAUCUCGCCCUCUUCUGCCGCCUCCUUCCCGCAGUCGCAGGACCGGUACAUCUGCCAGACCUGCAACAAGGCCUUCUCGAGGCCCAGCUCCCUCCGGAUCCACAGCCACUCCCACACCGGCGAGAAGCCCUUCAAGUGCCCCCACGCCGGCUGCGGCAAGGCCUUCAGCGUCCGGAGCAACAUGAAGCGUCACGAGCGGGGCUGCCACAACUUUGACAGCAACGGCUCGGGUCUGCGCCACUAG